Messenger RNA from Anisakis simplex (herring worm), 225 nucleotides. Lineage: Eukaryota; Metazoa; Nematoda; Chromadorea; Rhabditida; Anisakidae. The record is from the annotation of a GenBank genome assembly.
AUGUACGAUCCUACGGUAAAUGUUGACUCACCAGAUUUCGCCCAAGUCCUGCAAAAGAACGAACAAGCGCUCGAGAAGUAUGAAGGUGAGGGGUCAGAUCCGGACUGUACCGAAAAGGAUCCGUAUUGGUGUGAAGGUUACGUGAACACAUAUAUGGAUUGGCAAACGCAGAUAAAUAAUUUUCAGCAUGAGGCAUGUGCUCCUUUUAAGUUUGCAUUCAUUUGA